AUGGUUGCUCGAAGAAGACAAGAACCUGCAAAUAUUAGCAGUCAGCAACACCCUUCUCCACAGUUAAGAGAGACCAUGCCCUUUGGCUAUCCAAGGCACCACAAUGAGCAAAUUAUUAACCUUUCUGUUGCUAGUGUAUCUGCUAAUCUUAAUUCGGUACCGGUCCUUAAUGGUAAUAACUUUAAGGACUGGAAGGAGAACAUUUUUAUUGUUCUUGGCUGCAUGGAUCUUAACCUUGCAUUAAGGAUGGAACGUCCUGCUUCUCUUACGGAUACCAGUACCUCCGAGCAAAGGAGGAUUUAUGAGAAGUGGGACCGUUCAAACCGCAUGAGUCUUAUGAUCAUUAAGCGCGGCAUACCUGAGGCUUUUAGGGGUGCGGUGUCCGAGGAGGUCACCGAUGCCACAACUUUCCUUGCUGAAAUUGAGAAGCGCUUUGCAAAAAGCGAUAAGGCGGAAACAAGUACUCUUUUAAAGAAACUUAUCUCCAUGAAUUUUAAGGGCAAGAAAAAUAUAAGGGAGUACAUUAUGGAAAUGUCUCACCUUGCUUCAAAGUUGAAGGCACUAAAGCUUGAGCUUUCAGAUGACUUGCUUGUGCAUUUAGUGCUUAUCUCUCUUCCUCCACAAUUCAGUCAAUUUAAGGUCGGAUAA
Molecule: messenger RNA, 648 nt
Organism: Cannabis sativa
Lineage: Eukaryota; Viridiplantae; Streptophyta; Magnoliopsida; Rosales; Cannabaceae
Exons: 2
Coding region: 1-648 (215 amino acids)
Source: RefSeq, a predicted model, not a curated record